This is a messenger RNA of Corythoichthys intestinalis (scribbled pipefish), 6309 nucleotides long. It is a transcript of the gene nacc1a, whose product is annotated as nucleus accumbens associated 1, BEN and BTB (POZ) domain containing a. The transcript is spliced from 8 exons. The coding region runs from base 386 to 2092 and encodes 568 amino acids. Gene Ontology annotation, biological process: regulation of transcription by RNA polymerase II. Gene Ontology annotation, molecular function: protein binding; RNA polymerase II cis-regulatory region sequence-specific DNA binding; DNA-binding transcription factor activity, RNA polymerase II-specific. The record is from RefSeq and is a predicted model, not a curated record. NCBI's taxonomy places the organism in Eukaryota, Metazoa, Chordata, Actinopteri, Syngnathiformes, Syngnathidae.
CCCCCGCCGCCUCACGCUCAUAAAGCGACGCGGCAAAUGGUCCGCGCCAUGUUGCUCUUUGUCACAAACACGCCAAAAUGUUGCGGCGGUCAGGUGUGCGUCAAGUCAGCCCUCGCUAGCGGCACUUGGGAAUAAUUGCUGGUUGUUGUGCGCCCUCCCCCACCCCCCCGCUCCCUGCCGCACUGGUUCCGUCUGGCUCGCGCUCAGCUGCUGCGUGUCCCGGGAUGACCUGUUGAUGUCGGUAGAAUGGAGACUGGCAGGGGGAGCGAUUUCCCCCAUCACCAAAAUAUUUAAAUAAGCCACAUUUGGGUGCUUGAUAAGCGACUUUGCAGCCGAGCUACCUGGCCCGCGUAGACAAGCCUUUGUCGGUGUGCAUUGGCGCACCAUGGCCCAGACCCUCCAGAUGGCGAUCCCAAACUUUGGCAACAACGUUUUAGAGUGUCUGAAUGAGCAGCGGCUGCAGGGCCUUUAUUGCGAUGUCUCCGUGGUGGUGAAAGGGCAUGCUUUCAAGGCUCACCGUGCUGUUUUGGCUGCGAGCAGUUCUUAUUUCCGGGACCUCUUCAGCAACAGCAGCAGUAGUGGAGGCUGUAGCAGCAAUGAGGCCAGCCCAACAGUGGUGGAACUUCCACCGGCUGUGCAGCCCCAGAGCUUUCAACAGAUUUUAGCCUUUUGCUACACAGGCCGUCUGAGCAUGACUGUGGGGGACCAGUUCCUCCUCAUGUAUACUGCUGGCUUCCUGCAGAUCCAACAAAUCAUGGAAAAAGGCACUGAAUUCUUCCUCAAGGUUUCCUCCCCCAGUUGUGACUCUCAGGGUCUAAACGCAGAAGAGGCUCCCCCGUCUGAGCCUCAAAGCCCCGUAACACAGACUGGUACCGGCGCAGCCCGACCCGCCACCUGUUUGACGCCUCUCCCGUUGGUGUCACGUGUGAAGACAGAGCAGCCCGCGAGCCAGCCGGAAGCUGCUGCUCAUUCGGUUGUCUGCACUCCUGUCGCCAAACGAUUAUGGGAGGGUGGCAGCAGCCGUGAUGGAGGAGGAGCGGGCUCCGGCACAGGAGGCGGAGCUAGAAAGGCAGCACGUUACUCCCAGGAGGGAGUUCGAGGCAGCGCCAUCCAGAGCCCCGCAGCCUUAGGACUGGCCAUGGGUAUGGGUGCCACUGCAACCAGUCUGGCCGGAAUGGUGGCAAGUGGGGGGAUUAGUGGCAAUACAGGCACCAAUGGUACCUCUGCGUCCGGUGCGGGCAUGUCAGAGGGUGCCAGCCCAGGCACCUUGAGUACAUACGCUAGUGACUCACCCAUUAGCUACCACGACGAUGAAGAGGAAGAAGAGGGCACCGAGGACUGUGCUGAAGAGCAGUACAGGCAAAUCUGCAACAUGUACACCAUGUACAGCAUGCUCAACAUGGGGGCUGUAGCUGCUGGCGAACGGGUAGAAGCGCUUCCUGAUCACACCGAGACACGGGGGCGCAUGCGCGGGCGAGACCUCACCUGCCUCCCGGCAGAGCUUAUUGCCCAGAUAGGCAACCGUUGUCAUCCCAAACUAUAUGAGGAAGGAGAUCCUGCUGAGAAACUAGAACUAGUCUCAGGUACAUCUGUCUUUAUUUCCCGAGCCCAGCUAAUGAACUGUCAUGUGAGUGCGGGGACCAGACACAAGGUGCUGCUGAGGAGGCUACUGGCUGCCUUCUUUGACAGGAAUACGCUGGCCAACAGCUGCGGGACAGGCAUCCGCUCAUCCACCAAUGACCCAAGCCGCAAGCCCCUGGACAACAGAGUGCUACAUGCAGUCAAAUUUUACUGCCAGAACUUUGCUACCAGUUUCAAAGAGAGUGAGAUGAAUGCCAUCGCCGCCGACAUGUGCACCAAUGCCCGGCGAGUAGUCCGGAAGAGUUGGAUCCCUAAACUCAAGUUGCUGAUCGCCGAAAGCGACGCUUAUUCCGCCUUCCUCUCCGACGGCGUGAAAGCAGAGGACGACAACUUGGGCGCCGAUCCUGCUUUUGACCCCGCCUCUCUGGAAGCCUCUGCCGGCGCGGAGUCAGGUGGUUCCUCAGGUGAAUCCCUACCAGGCGUGAGCGGGGAUGUUGGAGCGUUAUUUUGAGCAUUGCGUUUGGGGACAUUUAGCGGAGCGCAGUAUUUCCCAGUCGUGCUUGCCUCAUCCCCUAUCACAUGACUGUCUAUAUAACACUGCUAAGGCUGUAACUGGGACAUGGGAACAACCUUUGCUUUUCUUUUCGGACUGUAUCACAGAGCUUCUAGAGGGGAGAGAAAGCAUGAACGGUCCCCCAGCUGUUCUCGGCCUCUCCUUGUCUUUUUAAGGUGUGUAAGCACAUUCAUUGUUGUGUAUUAAUGAAUACAUUCCCAGUAGAGUGAUUGGUAUGACUUGGUAGCAGAGGUUGAGGAGGUUGGGUGCAUGGAAAAUGAUGAAUUAGCUAUGGAAAGCCCUUUGACAUACUAGUACCCGUAUUUUCAAAAAUAUUGAAUAAAUGCUCAAAUGACUUAAGUUUUUUGAGUAUUUAUUUGAUAGCCUUGAUAUCCAGUUUAAAUUCAGUACUAGUACGCGAAGACAAUUUAGCACACUUGUACUAGUAAGACAUACUUGUUCAAAUUUGUGUGCAGAAUUGUGUUAUGUGUGAAGACAUAGAACGUGCUAGUACAUGGACCUGAUAACGGUUAGCAACCAAAUGCUCAAAUGACUUUCCAUAGUUAGUGGUAUGCAUUGAAUGUAAGCCUGGGGGGCAUUGAGAGAAUGCCUUCUUGUGCCAGUAAAUGUUAAAUGAAAAAAACAUAUAUAUAUAUACACCAGGGGUCGCGUUAACCGGAUAUUUUCCGUCGUUGACCGGUUUUUUAAAACGGUGACGGAAAAAACUGAAGUCCAUCCGUCAUUUUGACAGGUUGCAAUUCACACCCCAGACCACAGGGUGGCGAGUUAGCAUAUUAAUUAGCUAUUGUCUCUCUUAAUGCAUGACGUCGUUGGCUCUUCUGUCAGAAUAUUGUAGUGUCACCGGGGUCUGGCGGCGGCACCGUGAUUGACACAUCAACGCGAGGUUCUUAUUGGUGCACCAGGUGUGCCAGCGCGUCAUCCAAUUGAUGGACAAGAUUGCCGCCUGUGUAUAGACCCCAAUCACAUGACGUCACAACUCCGCCCCCCUGACCGGAGCCGCCAUAUUGUGUGUCAGCUCGUCAUGUUUACACAUUACCGCUACGUACAUGCCUCCUAUUACGGCGUGUUUUUCUGCUCGUUAAUAUUAAUAAUCAAAAUGGUGAAGGCGUGUGUGGCGGUUGGUUGCUGUAACAGAGAAGAUAGACGGAGAGACUUGAAGUUCUACCGUAUUCUGAGGGACCCGAAGAUGAGAGCGAGAUGGACUGCUGUAAUUCGACAAGAAAUCUGGGCACCAAACUAUCACCACAGACUAUGUAGUAGUCUUUUUAUAUCUGGUAAGAUGCAUUUAAUAUAUAUUUAGAAGAUUUGGGCUGACAACCACAAUUAAGAUCAUUGUGUGAUGUUGGUGAUUUGGGUCUAUAUCGUUGCCUCUUUUUCUUUGGGGGCGGAGUUGUUGGCGGUAAGCAGAGUAAAAAGGGAGAAAAAUACCACGACUUCCGUGUCUAAUUUUUCGCCGCCAAGCAAGCGUUACAAUAUUAAUUAAAAAUGAAUGAAUACUAAAUACUAUUGAAUAUGUCAUCAUUAUAAUUUUAAAAAUUUAAGUGACGGGUAAAAAUAGACUGUGACCGGAUUUUUAUGACCCUGUCAGUCAAAAUGACAGACAACGGAAAUGUCUAGCGCAACCUCUGAUAUACACGUAUAUAUAAUUGCUCCUCUUCCCAUUGCAUCCUCCACUCAUCAGUCUUCACUCUUCACAUUCUUUGCCCCGCCUGAAAUGGUGUAGACCAAAUCAACCUUUUUUGUGUUUUACCGUGCAGUGUUAUAUAAAUAUCUCAACUUUGUUUUCUAUAUUUUUAGAAAGCUUGAACGGUGAUCAAGAGAGACUGGGAGCAUCUUUUUACUUAGAUGAUUCUAAUCAGAAUUUUAUGGUCAACAGGUAAUCAAAGAUGGUCCUAUUUUUAGAAGAAAAGUUAUAUUUGUAUGCGUGCCCACACCGGCUGUGACGUGUGAGCAAGGCGAGCGAGAUGAGGAUUGUUUUAAAUUCUCACCGUUGUUGUAGGAGGUGGCGACUAAUGGGGUGAAGUGCUAUUUUUUACAGUAAAAAGUAGUAUGAUAAUGCACCACAGCUCCCUAAUGGCUUAAUGUUAUUUUAUGGAGCAGUAGGAUGGAAUGAGCAGUGGAACUGCUACUUUUGAAACAUUUCAUCGUCUGUUCAUGAGCUCAAAAGCAGUAAGACUGAUCCGGAUGGCUUGACUGUUUUCAAAAUGUCGUGCAGGGAAGUUAUGGCCCCAAUUAAAUGACUACUGUACUUUGUAUUCAAAUCAUGUUACGGGUGGGAAAACUGGUUACAUUUUGUACCCAAAUGCAAAACAACCAGAGGUAAUAUUUGUGGAAUAUUGGAAUGUGCCUUUUCAAUGAAAAUCAAUAAUUGGUUGGGACGGAGGAGUCUGAAGCAAUAUCGCUCCAGUCCAGUUUUUUUGUGUGUGUAUGCAUGUAUGCGUUGGAGAAUCUAUGUGUUUUGGUAGUUGAUACAUGUAGCUGGUGGCUUUUAUUUCGAAGGUGCUUUCAUAUGAGGCAGGGUGUAGGUUUUCGCACCUUAGGGAGAAGAACCGGUGGUUUUGUGCACCUUAAUGAGAAGUGGUGUGUCACAAUGGGACCCAUUUAGGUAGAAUUUGUCAUUUCCUCCAUCAAACCUGCACGUUCCCAUUUUAAAUGUCCUGGUAUAUGGAUGACUUUGUUACUGAUUCGUGUGUGUGUGUGUGUGUGUGUGUGUGUGUGUGUGUGGAUACUCUUUCAAGUUGAAAGCGUUGCACAUGCGUCUUCUGGAAUAUCCUCAUAGCUCAGACAGUUCAGAUAUGAAGGUUGUUUUUUUUCCCCUUAAGACAGGUGCAGAGUAAAUGGGAGCGACUUGCUGUGUUUCAUUUUUAGUCCUAGCCAGCUCAACCUCACUUAAAUAAGCAGCAAAUGAUAGCUACAGACCACCUUAUUCAUCCCUUUGAAACCACAAGAAUGUGUGUUGUAAGAAAAAAAAGUGCAAACAGAUGCAGUACUUUGGGAUUAAGCAGUAAAUAACUAUAAAACCUCAUACGAGCACUCCACUUACCUCUGCAGGAUCUUUUGAAGACUGUUGUGCUUCCAGGUGUCUUGUUCACCUCCACAGCAUCAACAGUGUUGUUCUUGGACUCAACUUUCAAAUGCUUACAGGCUUACAAAACUCUUUUGUCAUGAUGUUCUUCCAACAUGUGUUUUAUUACAUUUAUUUGCUAUGUUUUUCAAUGACCUCAUAAUUUGGCUCACAAAAAAAAAAAGUUUGAGAUUGAGCAUAAUUGUGUAAGAAUAGAGUUGAUUGUGUGGAAUUGAGACUGGCAAACUCCUAAAAGCGAGAAUAUUCGUGAUGAGAGAUGUACUGUGCGUACGUAUGUCUACUAAUGAUGCAUUGGCUUAUCUAGAUUCAUUUUGAACUGAUGAGUCAUUGACUCGCAGUGCAGUAGCAGCUGUGAAUCAGCACUAUUUUCCAAGGAAGAAAACAUUUGCUUGCUUUUACGUCAGCAGUCCGCUCAGAAUGCAUACAGUAUUCGGAUGUGGGCUCUCCCACUACAAACUCGGAUUGUAGGGCUUAUCAAGGUGAAACUUUAUGUGAAAGCCUUUGCCAAUACUGUAUGUCAAAAUAGAAGAUUUAAGAACUCAUGUUCCUUGUUUUUCUUGUUUUGAAAUUUGUUUACACUUUACACAUGUAGACCUACACACUUGAACGGAUAAGGUGUGGCAUGGCAUGGAGAUCCUUGUGUCACACAAUGGUACAUAUAUAAAUAUGAUAUAUACUGUACAUGUAUAGACAAAUACUGUAUAUAAUGCAUAGACACGUGUAGAGGUAAGAUUGUUUGUUGUACACUCACAGCAUGAGGUAUAUCCAGUAUUUACCCUGAAACGGCGAUGCUUGUUCACAACCCGCGCAGGACUGGCUUGCCCCCUUUGCUCCUUGCCCCGUGUAAAACCCCCGUAAGCGCCGGUUCACCUCUUCUUUCUGUGUUCCAAGUGCCAAUAACUUUGUGAAAGCCCUGUAACUGUGAUCCAACAUUAUCGACGGUAAUUGCACAUUAACAAACUGUAAAAUAAAGAGAAAGUGUCCAAAUGGAUUCAAUGAUGAAUAUCUUAAUAAAGGAUUUGUAACAAUUUGUCUAUUCAAGUGUUAUUUUUCCAUGUUUUUGUUCUGC